Molecule: messenger RNA, 3730 nt
Organism: Daphnia magna
Lineage: Eukaryota; Metazoa; Arthropoda; Branchiopoda; Diplostraca; Daphniidae
Product: neurogenic locus Notch protein
Exons: 5
Coding region: 974-2866 (630 amino acids)
Biological process (GO): neuron differentiation; regulation of transcription by RNA polymerase II
Cellular component (GO): nucleus
Molecular function (GO): DNA-binding transcription factor activity, RNA polymerase II-specific; RNA polymerase II transcription regulatory region sequence-specific DNA binding
Source: RefSeq, a predicted model, not a curated record
GUUGUUUGUUCCCCAUCUGCUCCCCCAUCCACUGAUAUCAAAGUUCAACCGUUUGAUUCACCAGUCAGACAAAAACAAAACAACAACAAACAAACAAACGAUAAAGCGGAAAAAGAGAAAAACGAAUCUCCGUUGCAGGAACGGGAAACCUUCGCAUCCACCAUCGACUCUAUCCCGAAUCGCAACAACCGCCUACUCGCGACCUUACCCCGACGCAUUUCAACUUCGGCGCACAGCAUUCCUCCUCUUCUCCGACCUCCCGCCGCCACCCACACUUUCCGCCCGCCUCGUUCGAGAAAGGAAAAAAAAAGGGACGCACGCGGAGAAAAGAAAGGGAAAGAGACAAGUGCGAGCAACAUCUUGCCUUUCUUUUUCUUUUGCUGGGCGUGUAUAUAUUGUUGUGCGAGUUUGUUUUUUUUUUUCUUUUUUGAGCUGCUGGCUGUCGUUUGUCUCCACAACGAUCCGGCCAACAACAAUCGUAGUCGGAGUGUAGGGCAGGCGGAGAAGGCGCUUUUUUUUUCUUCUUCUUCUUCCCUGGGAGCCCCUGUUUCUAAAUAUCCUCUUAUGCAGCAGAGUUACGCGUCGUAGGCGGAGUUUGGGUCAACCGGCAGGAGCGGUAGCAACAGAGAAAAGAAAAGGUGGAGGAAACAGAUCCAAGGCGGGAUCUUCAUUCUUCGACGGCAGUCGGCCGAUGCGGUAGGCUUAAUAGACGUCACCGUCGAGGGCCGCGGGACUCACGUUAGUCCCCCCUCUGUACCUUCGCUAGCACGAAAUCCCAACCGACAUUUCAACGAAGACAAAGUGAGUGACAUCGUUCAAAAAGUGAAACUCAGUGGAACUCAAUCAGCUACACAAGGAUCGUUAAAACAGGAUCAACGUGUGUGAUUCGAAUUGCACCGGUGGAACGAAAAAAAUAAAAAAUAAAAUAAAAUUGCGUGCAGAAAUCGAGCGGGAUUUUUGAGACAGGGUCAUCAUGCCGGUAAUGUCGGUUGAAAGUGUCGGUAAUGAUCAACAGGCCACGGCAGUGACCAUCAAACACGAAUCGUCUGCUAGCAUGCAUCAGUUGCUAUCGAAUUCCGUGGCGGCCGCAACAGCCUCUUCCGGCGGCGGACUCGGUGGCACCAUCGGCGGCAUCGUCGGCAGCGAACACUCGCCGUCUCCGACAACUCUGUGCGGCGGAUGCGGAUUCAAAAUCACCGAUCGUUAUUACCUGGUAGCCGUCGAAAGAGCCUGGCACAGCGAGUGCCUCAGGUGCGGAGAGUGCCGACGGCCGCUAGACACGGCCCUGUCCUGCUUCUCCCGUCAGUCACGAAUCUACUGCCGUGACGACUACUACAGAUUGUUUGGCGUGAGACGUUGCAAUCGCUGUUGUCUACCGCUCGGAUCUAACGAACUUGUUAUGCGAGCCCGUGACGCGGUCUUUCACCUGGCCUGCUUCACCUGCGCUGCCUGCAACCAGCCGUUGACGAAAGGUGACAUUUUCGGGAUGCGGGACGGCAUCGUUUAUUGCCGACUUCACUACGAGAUGCUGCAACAUCCGGCGGGUUCCUUGAGCUCAACACAUCAGCCACACCAGCACGGCCUAAUUAUGCCGCAUCAGCACAUACAGGGAAACAAUAACGGCCUGAUGGGCAGCUCAGACGGCCCUUGCGAUCUCUCGUCGUGCGGACCUCACCACGGCCUUUUGCCUCCGUCUGGAUUUCAUCAUCCGCAUCAUUUGAUACCGCCGGAAUCCGUCAGCCCAAGUCAGCACAUGAUCAACAUCCUCUCUUCAGCCAGCAUAGGAGAUCCAGCUGUCGAUGCUUCUUAUCCAUCCGGAAUGCGUCCUAACGUCUUCGCUGGAAACUUGGCCGGCGGUGGACAAGAUUACCUCCACAAUCCAUCAGUCAACGAUUUUCAGCGAUGUUUGGGUGGCAGUGGAUCAGCUGUUUCCAGUUUCUUCCCUUCGUUAUCGGGAGGUCUUGGUAAUGCCGGCCUAGGAGGAAGCUCGCCCAGUGCUGGAUCGAUGGGCCAUCAUCACAGUGUUCAGAAAGGCAGGCCGCGAAAACGAAAGAUUCCGGCCGCAGCAACGGCAGGUACGGCAGCGGCGGCUCUCGCCCAUUCCGGCAACAAUAACAACAACGGCAAUGGUGGUGGCUCGACGGGCAAUCACGCAGACUCGUCGAUUCUCGGCCAGCAACAGCACCUGAACGCUGCCAACUUGAGGCAACUCACUGCAGGAAUCGAUAUGCUUGUUUCCAGUGCGGAUCUAUCUUCAAUGGAGGGCAUGGUGUACGACAGCUCGGGAACGAACGGAAGCGCUAGCGGUGGAGGCGGAGGAGGAGGAUCCUCUUCUCAACAGCAGCAGCAACAGCAGAGGACAAAGCGGAUGCGGACGUCCUUUAAACACCACCAACUACGUACCAUGAAAUCCUACUUUGCCAUCAAUCAGAAUCCAGAUGCCAAAGAUCUCAAGCAGCUGGCUCAAAAGACGGGACUCUCUAAACGUGUUCUUCAGGUAUGGUUCCAGAACGCGAGAGCGAAAUGGCGUCGCAACAUAAUGCGACAACAAGAUGGCGGCGGCGGUGGUGGUGGAGGUGGAGUGGGCGGAGGCGGAGGAGGGGCUGGCGGAACGUCUUCGAUCAAAGAUGGCGACCUUUUGACAGCGUCGGCGUCGUCGUCUCAGCUCGAACAACAACAACAACAGCAGCACCCUCAUCAUCAUCAUCAUCAGCAGCACCAACAGCAGCCUCAGCAAGCGCAUCACCGAGUCUCGGCCUCCCUGGGCGAGUUGACUCCGCCGGGAAGUGCCGGCGGAAUGACCCACUCGUCGGCCGUCUCCAACGACGACGCCAGCUCCAAUUUAGUCUUCAGUGAUCUGUACUAGAAAUAGAUACACACAUGCUACUUAUACCGCUGUACCACAAUAGAAAUUUUAACCCUUAAUAUACACAAUGAUUAUACCUAUACUGAUUGGUACCAAACAAACGCAAGAAUACGUACUACAAUAUAGGGAAAGAGACAACAAGUUCGGAAUUCUCGAAGUUGAUUGUGUCUCUAAAUGACUUGGUGCUGUCAUCUUUGCUCUUUGUUAUUUUGUUUUGAUUUUUUUUUUCAUUUUCAAGUUUUUGUUUCCUUUUUUUUUUUUUUUCAGUUUGCGUGGGACUAUGACAUGGCCAACGACGUCGUUGAAUUUGCUCUCUUUAUUCAUCUAUAUAAAGACUUGUGUACUACACGACGUCAGUGUAGAGUUGAUGUAGAUUGUUAUCGCCCUUCAGCUGCAUAAUCCGAUCCUUUUUUGUUUUCUACAAGGUUCUUUUUGUGGCAAAUUUAAGUUCACAAUUUGCUCGGGGUGAUUCUUGCAAAACAGUUGUUUUUUUCCCGAUUACGAUCGGUUCGUGAUCGAAAGGAAUAACCAAUUUAUUUUCUUUCUGGGACUAGAUCGUGCCAAGGGAAACAGAUCUUUGAUCCGUUUUUUGAUUUGUCCUUUUUUUAUUUAUUUUUUCCUCGAUAUUUUUUUUUUGUUAUUAAAUGAAAAGCCCUUUUUUUUUGGUUGAAAUUCUAUGGAAUAUGUGUUUAAAAAAAUGGACUUACAUUAAUUUAUACACGAAAUUCCUCACCGCCGACGGCUGCUGUUGCAAUGUGUUUAGCACACCUUUUAAAAAGUUGCCGUCGGGGAAUGUCAUCAUCAGCGUCAUUCUCAGUGAUGGUUUUCAUGAUGAAACAAUAAACGUUCCUGUCUUUGCAUUGA